CCUCUUCCGUCCCGUUCCGUUUCUCCUUCCCCCUCCCAUCUCCAAACAAAUCCCCAGCGCACAAGCACGGAGCGUCUCCACCCACACCCCGCCCCGCCGCGAAUUCCGAGGCGCCCCUCCGAUCCGCCCUCCCUGCCGCGUCCCUGGAAUACUCUCGAGUAGAGAUAGCAUCAGUGGUUUCCCCGGCUUCUCGGCAGUCCGCAUCCAUCCGCCGCCGCUCUCUCCUCCGCUCGCCCUUGCUCGGCGCAUCCUCCUCCCCAAGCCCAGCGCGAGCCGCCGCCGCGAGGAUGGAUGUCCGCUGUGAUUUGUGCGGGCGCAAUUUCUCCGACUUAGUUCAAAAUUUUCAGGCUCAUUUGCGCGACAAAAAACCCGGGCGCGCGCAGGAAGCGGCUGCAAAUGGAUGUCAUCAAUGUGAGCAUCGUCUGGGCCGCAUGCCGCUAUCAUCAUCAAGCGCCGGACCAUCAACACGGACAUCAACAAGGCGGUCAACAGGUCCAAUCUCCGGGACAUCAACAACACGGUCGCCACGUCAAUGGGCCUAUCAAAUGUCGAGUACUAGUGCUCCUGAGCCAUCAACAGCUUCUAGACGAAGCACCUCAUCAAGAGGCAAAAAUGUUCAAGUUGUUCUAUUGGACACAGAUACAUCCAUUGAAAGGGAUGGAGUGAAGGUACACUAUCCUUCAAGGGGACAUGAUGAUUCCAUAGAACUUUCUAAUGAAGAUCUAUCAUGCCUUGAGUCUGAAUCACAAUUGUCCUCGCCUAUAAUGAACUUUUACAUUAGGUACCUAUGGGAACAAAUGCCAUCAAUUAGUAGAAUAAGAGGCAAUUACCACAUUUUCAACACAUACUUCUUCAACAAACUUGAAGACUUUGCAUCAAAGGGUUCAGAGGUGGACAGCGCUGAUUGUUUCUUAAAGCUGAGAAGAUGGUGGAAGGGUGUGGAUAUAUUUAGGAAGGACUAUAUACUGUUUCCUGUGCAUGCAGAUGCACACUGGAGCUUGGUCAUCGUAUGUAUGCCAGCCAAAGAAGACCACUCAGGACCCAUGGUGCUUCAUUUGGAUUCACUGAAGGGGCAGGUUCACCAGAGCAAAAAUAUUUUCAUCGUCGUUGACAGAUUCUUGAAAACGGAAUGGAUGCACCUGAAUGGAAAGAACCUUACUAGAAAAAUUGUGAAAAAAUCGAUCAAUGUUCCACAACAGGAAAAUGGAUAUGACUGUGGUCUGUUUGCUUUAUUCUAUAUGGAGCGUUUUAUCCAGGAGGCACCUGACAGGUUUUGCAGGAAAGACCUUUCUAUGUUUGGCAAAAGAUGGUUUCGACCAGAAGAGGCUUCAGAGUUGAGAAAGAAAAUGUUUGAUCUGCUGCUUCAGUUGUUCGAGAAAGACAACCUAUAAUGUAAACCUUGUGUACUCGAAUCAUCUCGUAGUAACAAUCAGGGCAAGAUCUUACAAAAUCCAUUCAUAGCCAUGGAAUGUGUUGAUUCAUCUGAUCUCUCUGUUCUGCAUUUCGACCAGAAGAGGCUUCAGAGCUGAGAAAGAAAAAAUGUUGGAUCUGCUGCUUCAGUUGUUCGAGAAAGAAACUAUAAUGUAAACCUUGCGUACUCGAAUCAUCUUGUAGGCACAAUCAGGGCAAGAUCUUACACAAUCCAUUCAUAGCCAUGGAAUGCGUUGUUCCUAGGGAUGCAAGUGGGUACCCAUUAGUAUUUUUGGGUUUCUUAUUUUAGUUUAUUUUCUCUCCCAAACUAAUUACAUAGCAUGUUAUUCUAGUUUAUUUUAUUAAAUUUUGGGUCGACCUAAUGACCCAAAAAAACGUGGGAAUUGCAA
Panicum virgatum (switchgrass) is the source of this 1820-nucleotide messenger RNA. Its product is annotated as ubiquitin-like-specific protease 1D. The record is from RefSeq and is a predicted model, not a curated record. Bases 288 to 1391 code for a protein of 367 amino acids. The transcript has 11 exons. Gene Ontology annotation, molecular function: cysteine-type peptidase activity. NCBI's taxonomy places the organism in Eukaryota, Viridiplantae, Streptophyta, Magnoliopsida, Poales, Poaceae. Gene Ontology annotation, biological process: proteolysis.